GCUCAAGAUAGUUGAUAUAGUCGUCCAUAGAAUUGAGUACCUAUCGGAAUGGCAUCCGGUCCUCAGUAGGCUACGUACGUGUAGCUGAUACAGUCUCAUCCUGCCCAUCUUUCCCCUGAGAUCACAACACAAUCCAAUCAAACCAGACCAACCAUUCACCAAGAUGGUCUCGUUUCCCUUCUUCAUCUACCACAACCUGUUUCACCACCCCCCAACCCCAAGCACCCCCCUCACCAACCAAACAAUAAUAAUCACCGGCUCAAACACAGGCCUUGGCCUCGAAGCAGCCCGCCACAUCGCCCGCCUCGGCGCCUCCAAAAUAAUCCUCGCCGUCCGCAACACAGCCGCAGGCCACGAAGCCGUCAAAUCCAUCGAAGAAUCCACGAAGCGUCCCGGCAUCUGCGAAGUCUGGGAAGUAGAUCUAGCCUCGUACGCCUCCGUCCUGUCCUUCGCAGACCGCGCAAAUGCUCUCCCCCGCCUCGACGCAGUCAUUGAGAACGCAGCCCUGGCGACUCAAAACUACCAGCUGGCGGAGGGCCACGAGCGCUCCAUCACCGUCAACGUAAUCAGUACCGUCCUCCUAGGCUUGCUCCUUCUCCCGAAGCUACGGGAAACGGGGAAAUUGUAUCCAGGGAGAAAGCCAACGCUCAGCAUCGUCGUCAGCGAAGUGCACGCUUGGACUAAGUUCCCUGAAUGGCGAAGCGAGAAUACCUUCUCCGCUUUGGAUGACCAGGCUACUACGGAUAUGUACGAGCGGUAUCCGACGUCGAAGCUGGUCGGGAUUCUUGCCGUGAGGGAGAUGGUGGCGAGGCUAAGGGACGAGAGUGUCGUGGUUAAUAUGAUUAACCCGGGAUUUUGUCAUUCGCAGCUUGCGCGCGAGGGCGGGUGGAGUAUGGCGGUUAUGAAGAUGGUUUUGGCGAAGUCGACGGAGGAGGGGAGUAGGACUUUGGUUGCGGGUGCGGUUGGGGGUGUGGAGAGUCAUGGGCAGUAUAUGGAUUGUGGGAGGGUGGCACCAGAUUAUUUGUCUGAUUUUGUGAGGAGUGAGGAUGGGGGGAGGGCGCAGAGGAAGGUUUGGGGGGAGUUGGGGGAGAUUCUGGAGGGGGUUAAGAGUGGGGUUUUGGGGAAUUUGUAG
Messenger RNA from Aspergillus alliaceus, 1132 nucleotides. RefSeq lists its product as uncharacterized. The coding region runs from base 164 to 1132 and encodes 322 amino acids. The transcript has a single exon. The record is from RefSeq and is a predicted model, not a curated record. NCBI's taxonomy places the organism in Eukaryota, Fungi, Ascomycota, Eurotiomycetes, Eurotiales, Aspergillaceae.